Messenger RNA from Cryptotermes secundus, 4195 nucleotides. RefSeq names its product E3 ubiquitin-protein ligase MIB2 (gene mib2). The coding region runs from base 152 to 3010 and encodes 952 amino acids. NCBI's taxonomy places the organism in Eukaryota, Metazoa, Arthropoda, Insecta, Blattodea, Kalotermitidae. Gene Ontology annotation, cellular component: cytoplasm. The record is from RefSeq and is a predicted model, not a curated record. Gene Ontology annotation, molecular function: protein binding; zinc ion binding; ubiquitin-protein transferase activity. The transcript has 12 exons. Gene Ontology annotation, biological process: protein ubiquitination.
CUGAAAUAAGCUGUUUUCUUCGAAAGGUGGUAUGAAUUAAUGUUUAUUAGAACAUUUUUGUAGUGUAACGACAAUUGUAAAAUGGUGAUUUCAGUGUGGUUUCGACCUCUUCCGGGUUAAAUAGGCAUUCCAAUAAAAGUGAUAUCCUACAAUGUUGGAAGUUGGUGUGCGUGUGGUCAGAGGACCAGAUUGGAAGUGGGGCCAACAAGAUGAUGGGGAGGGUCAUGUUGGGACUGUGGUUGAAAUUGGAAAGCCAGGAAGUUCAACCUCUCCUGACAAGACUGUGGUAGUGCAGUGGGAUUCUGGUUCUCGGACAAAUUACCGUGUUGGCUAUCAAGGAGCUUAUGAUCUACGGGUUGUAGACAAUGCCCCAGCAGGUGUGAAGCACCCCAAUAUUAUCUGUGAUGGUUGUAAGAAACAUGGCAUCGCAGGGAUGAGGUGGAAGUGUGCGCGUUGCUAUGACUAUGACUUGUGCGCGCAUUGCUACAUGUCUGACAAGCAUGACCUGGUCCACUUAUUUCAGAGAUUUGAGACUGCUUCAUCCAUUGGGGUUGAGAUGGGACCCAGGAAGGGCUGUGCCAAAGUACAGAUGAAGGGCAUCUUUGUAGGUGCAAAAGUUGUGAGGGGUCCAGACUGGGAUUGGAGCAAUCAGGAUGGAGGGGAAGGCAAGACUGGACGCGUGAUUGACAUCCGAGGCUGGGACAAUGAGUCCGGUCGCUCAGUUGCCAAUGUCACAUGGACCUCAGGUUCCACAAAUGUGUACAGGCUUGGCCAUAAGGGGAAGGUGGAUCUGAAAUAUGUGCAGGAUGCAGUUGGAGGUUACUACUAUCGUGACCAUCUUCCAAUUCUUGGUAUCACCUCGGAGGUACAGGGAGGGGCAGCUCGGCUGCCUGGCUCAUCACCACGCCACCUCACAUUUAAUGUGGGUGACAAAGUGAAGGUGCUGAUGGAUGUUGAGGCUCUGAAACAGAUGCAGGAAGGUCAUGGAGGUUGGAACCCACGUAUGGCUGAGUACAUUGGAAAGAUGGGAGUAGUUCACCGAGUAACUGAGAGAGGAGACAUUCGUGUCCAAUAUGAAGGCUGUAACAACCGCUGGACCUUUCAUCCUGGGGCACUUACCAAAGUCAACUCAUUUGCUGUUGGUGAUGUAGUUCGAGUCAAGCAUGAUCUCACCACAGUGCGGGACUACCAGAAGGGCCAUGGCGAGUGGAUUGAAGUUAUGAAAGGGGCACUCGGAAAGUUGGGGAAGGUGAUCAAGAUCUACUCAGAUGGAGACCUGCGUGUCAGUAUUGACGGUCAGACUUGGACAUUCAACCCACUUUGUGUGCAGCUUGUCCCAGGCUCAGCCACUGAGCUCAGCAAUACCAUGAAUGCCAAUACAAGGGAAGAACAUGCCAAUCCUCUGGCUUCACUGUUGUCAAAUCUAGUGUUGGGGUCACAGCAGCUGGAAACAACAAGUCUUGAUAAACUAGUAAGAGAGGCAGCUCAAGGCCACCUGGAUGUUGUUAGGGAGUUUGUACUGAAGUGCCCUGACAAGGUGAACGGACAUAGUGGAGGCAAGACAUGCCUUCAGGUGGCAUGUCACCAGGGCCACGUGGAGCUUGUGCAGUUUCUCUUGUCAGUAGGUGCCUCACUUGAAGUUGCUGAUGAUGAUGGAGACACAGCUCUGCAUUAUUCAGCAUUUGGAAAUCAACCAGAGAUUAUGGAGAUCCUGCUGAAGCAAAAUGCGGACAUUGAUGCUGUGAACAAAGGUCGAUGUUCGGCUCUCCAUGUGGCUGUCAAUAAGCAACACUUGCACUGUGUUGUUAUGCUUCUCAAGUACAAGUGUAAUGUUAACAUACAGGACUCUUAUGGUGACACUGCACUGCAUGAUGCUAUAGGGAAGGACAGUGUUGAAAUCAUAGACCUGUUGUGUAACGUGCCAGGUGUUGACUUCACAUUGAAAAACAAGCGAGGCUUUAAUGUCCUGCACCAUGCUGCCCUCAAGGGAAACAACUUUGCUACAGAGCGACUGUUAGGACGCACUCGGCAGCUGGUGGAUGUGAAGAAGGAUGAUGGAUUUGCAGCACUCCACCUCGCAUGUUUGAAUGGUCACCGGGCUGUGGCAGAGACAUUGCUUGCACAAGGACAAGCAGAGGUGGACCUUCGAAACAACCGCAAGCAGACUCCUCUCCUGCUGGCUGUCUCACAGGGCCACUGUUCUGUAGUGGAGCUGGUGGUCUCCAUGUCUGCUGAUGUGCACGCAGAAGAUGAAGAUGGAGAUACAGGUCUUCACCUGGCUCUCAUGAAACGUGCGACCAUCUCGACUGAGAUCAAUGAGUUAGAAGCUCCUACUAUCUAUGGAAUCUUUAUGCAACUUGCAAGCCGGACAGUGGAGCAUCUGGUUGCCCUUGCUAUAGCGUGUUAUCUUGUACAGGAGGGUUGCAAGCUGAACAAGAAAAAUAACAAGGGGAAGAGCCCCUUAGAUCUAGUUCAGGACACUGUAAUGGCUGAUUUGUUGCAACAGUAUGUUACACCUCGCAGUGUUGCUAAUGAGCCACUAGCUAGGAGUCUGAUUGUUGACUCUGAAUCUUCAGUGCAAUCUGACAGUGAUGGUAGUAAUACUUCAGUAGGAGAGAAGAGGGCCCCUGCUCCAGUGGAGUGUGCUGUGUGCUCAGAGUUGGGUGAGGAGAACGUACUUUUUGAACCCUGUGGGCACCGGAUUGCUUGUGAAGACUGUUCAGCUCGCAUGAAGAAAUGUCUGCGCUGUGGGCAGUUUGUCACAAAGCGACUCACACAAGAUGGGCGUGUGAUUGCCUGCAAGUCACGUCAGCCCAGCACAGAGCGCCUCCGGUACUUGGAGUCUAAAAUAGCUGAGAUUGAGGAGGCCCACUGUUGCUCCAUAUGCAUGGAACGAAGACGUAAUGUGGUGUUUCUUUGUGGCCAUGGAGCAUGUGAGAAGUGCUCCACCACUCUGAAAAUCUGUCACAUGUGUCGUAAGACCAUCACCAAGAAGAUUAAUCUUUAUUAGCAUAGAACAAAUGAUGCUAGAAGAAGGAAAUAAAUACUAAGACGUGUUCCUUCUCUGUGAUAAAGACACAUGCCAUUGUUCUCUGCAGGGGCAGGAACUUCAUGAUGUUUCAAGUGGCUACAUCGAGCUUACCAUGUGUCUGUUGCUUUUUUCAACUUUUCACCGAACCGUCCACAAUGAAUCUCAAAACAAGAGGAUUUGACACUGCACAUGGUGGAGACAGUGUAAUUACAUUUAGCAGCCCUUCAGCAGAGAAGUGUUCAUGACUUGGUAUGAUUGAGUGUAAAGAAGAUUUUACUUACGUUCUCAGGUUUUUAUUUAGCAUAUUGAAAUGUAUAUGCAGCAGGUACCAAUCAUAUUAAUGGAUUCAUAAAGCAUGUCAUUUUUCUUUCAGCUUUCCUUCCAUAGAAGCACUGGGGGUAGAAGUCUGACUUUAUUCAUUCUGGUCCAUCACACUAAUCUGGAGAUGAUGAGUUCAAAUCUUGGUUUUUGUGGUUUUAUCAGCCCCACCAUGUAAAUAUGAGGACAGUACAUCAAUUAGACCACAACUGAUUCCUUCUAAAGCCUUCCACCAGUUAUCCUACCAUUUGAUACAAUAUACUGUAAGAUACUUAUUGGUGUCAUAAAAAUAAACCACAACCUACCUCAUUCCAGAUUAAAAUAAAAUUCAGAAUUGGGUACCUUAGAAAGACCUAACCUUAAUCCCUGAUCCCGUGAUUGAGGUUAGCUCUUUCUAAGGGACCUAAGAGAUUAGGUGUCUUCCCCCCCACCCUCACUUGAGGAUGGAAACAGAACCAGUUUCUGAAACGUUGUGUUUUCUAGUUUUUAGAAUACUUUAAUUUAUAGAGCUACUCCUUAUCUCUGGACACCUGUACCAACACCAGAUAAGGUAUAUGAGCUUAGCACAGCACAAACCAUCUUUGAGAGCUAAGACAGAACAUUAAAGUAUUAAAAGCUCCAUAUUGGGAUUGUAGUUUUUUUACUUCUGCUGUGAUAACGGGAGUCCAGAUUGGAGAGAUGUCCAAGCUGGGUUGACUGAUCAGAUGGUCUAUCUGGAUAAAAACAGGGCAAUGGAUAAUGUCCGGAAACAUAUUUGUAUUACCAUCAUUACAGACUUUUAGAUCUUAGAUGGAAACUUAGCGGCCUCCGUAGUCUAGGGCUAACGUUCCCACCUCGUGACUCAAG